AUGACCUCCGGUGACAUGGCUAGUCAAGGUAACCCGACGCCUGCUGGUGAGGAUGGACAGACGGGAAACGGCUCUCGAUCACCUAGUUCGCAAUCGAGACAGUUAUCUCCCAAUAAAAACGAUCAAAAUGGCGCCAUAUCAGAUAAUCCACUUGAUGCGCCCACCUCUCCAAAACCGCAGAACGAGCAAGCUGAUCUGGAGGACGAGGAGAUGGGCGGAACAGAGCAAGAUGGUGGAAAAGAUGCAUCUGGCGAACCUACAGAAGUUACCGCUUCCCAGCAAGUAGAUGGCCCGAGCGAUAUGCCAAGCGAUGAAACAAAAGCGACUGCAGAAGCAUCUGCGCGUUCGAAUUUAAUUUCUCAGACCCAUGCCAUCAUUCUCCCUAGCUACACGUCUUGGUUCGACAUGAACAUCGUUCACGAUAUAGAGAAGAAAGCACUACCAGAGUUCUUCAACAGCCGAAACCGAAGCAAAACGGAAGCAGUCUACAAGGAUUAUCGUGAUUUUAUGAUUAACACUUAUCGUCUUAACCCCGUUGAAUACCUCACGGUGACUGCCUGCCGGCGAAAUCUUGCAGGAGAUGUUUGCGCUAUUAUGCGCGUGCAUUCCUUUUUGGAGAGUUGGGGUUUAAUCAAUUAUCAAGUUGAACCCAACUCUCGACCAUCAAAUAUUGGCCCACCAUUCACUGGCCACUUUAAAAUCAUUGCGGAUACUCCUCGUGGACUCCAACCUUUCCAGCCUGCACCAGGCGCCUUUGUUACCCCUGGAAAGCCUCAUCCAUCCACGGAAAAAGCUGCCGUAUCUACACCAUUAUCGAAGGCGGAUUUGAAUCUUGAGAUUCGACGUAAUGUUUUUGAUGAUAAAGGUAAAGAGGUUGCCAGUGACGAUAAAGAUAAACAACCCAACGGUGAUAAAACGGUCACGAAUGGCACAACUACCGACCCUGCUUCACGAACGAAGCAAACCGUGAACUGCCAUUCUUGUGGGGUUGACUGUACGAGAAUCAGGUUUCACUAUUCAAAAUCUGCCCCCGUGUCUACAAGCGGCAAUGCAUCUGAUUUGAAAUAUGACCUGUGCGCCACAUGCUUUUUGCAGGGGCGAUUGCCCGCAUCCCACCAAGCAUCAGACUUUGUGAAAAUGGAGGACACCAGUUACACAGCCAUUCCAGACCGCGAUAGACCUUGGUCUGAGCCUGAGACGCUUCUACUCCUUGAAGCUUUGGAAAACUUCGAUGACGAUUGGCGUAAAGUAGAACGACAUGUCCGCACUCGUACCGCUGAGGAGUGCGUUAUGAAGUUCCUUCAGUUGGAGAUUGAACCUAAGUAUGUGGAUGAAGCCACAGAGGGCGAUCAGUUUGAGCAGGCAUUGAUGAGUGGACGGGACCCGAUCAGCCAGUUGGAAAACCCAAUACUUUCCGUUAUCGCACAUUUAGCCCAGCUGGCGGAACCUUCAGUUACGGCUGCUGCUGCGGGGCGAUCUAUCGAAGAGAUCAGGCGCUCUAUGCAAAAACAACUAGAAAAAGGAUUUGGGCCGCCAUCUGCUGGGGGUACGGAGAAAGACAAGGAGAAGGAAAUGGAUCAGGGGCAAGAGACAACGCAAGCCGAAGAUUCAAUGGAUAUAGAUGCUGCUAACGAGGAUGAAUCAACGGCGAUGGUCCCAAGCUCCUCAAAAGAGAAGCGACCGACACCUUCCAUUCCCUCCAUUGCUAUUGCCACAUCUGCAGCGCGCGCAGGUGCGCUGGCGUCCCACGAAGAACGAGAAAUGACCCGACUCGUUAGUGCAGCUGUGAACAUUACCCUACAAAAAUUUGAACUCAAGUUGGCACAAUUUUCAGAGUUGGAGCAAAUCCUUGAAGCCGAAAGGAAGGAGUUGGAACUUGCUCGACAGCAGUUGUUCCUGGACCGAAUGGCAUUCAAGAAUAGAGUCAAAGAGGUACAAGACGCAUUCCAGGCGAUAAGUCUUGAAGGGCCAGAAGCAGCAGCUGUAAAAGCCGCUCAAAUUGGUACUCUUCCGCACGGGGCAGAACAAUUUCAAUUUCAGACACCAGGUGCCCAAGACGGAACGGUUCAACCCCUUAGUGCAGCAGGUGGCGAUUAUAAAACUUUGGAGCUGUGA
Molecule: messenger RNA, 2115 nt
Organism: Uncinocarpus reesii 1704
Lineage: Eukaryota; Fungi; Ascomycota; Eurotiomycetes; Onygenales; Onygenaceae
Exons: 3
Coding region: 1-2115 (704 amino acids)
Biological process (GO): positive regulation of DNA-templated transcription
Cellular component (GO): SWI/SNF complex
Molecular function (GO): DNA binding; histone binding
Source: RefSeq, a predicted model, not a curated record